This is a messenger RNA of Priapulus caudatus, 2851 nucleotides long. Its product is annotated as tetraspanin-5-like. NCBI's taxonomy places the organism in Eukaryota, Metazoa, Priapulida, Priapulimorpha, Priapulimorphida, Priapulidae. Gene Ontology annotation, cellular component: membrane. The transcript is spliced from 10 exons. The record is from RefSeq and is a predicted model, not a curated record. Gene Ontology annotation, biological process: protein maturation; protein localization to plasma membrane. The coding region runs from base 1 to 678 and encodes 225 amino acids.
AUGACUCAUGACAUGUGUCGUGUCAGCACACUCGAUCCUGCCUUCGUCCUGAUUCUCGUCGGUGCCAUAGCGUUUGUGAUGGGUUUCGCUGGAUGCGUGGGAGCCCUACGAGAAAACACCUACCUGCUGCUCUUUUAUGCAGCCUUCUUAGGAAUACUUUUGUUUGCCGAGCUAGGUAUAGGAAUACUCGGAUUUGUAUAUAAAGACUGGGUAAAAGAUCAAGUUUCAGACGGGUUAGAAAGAUACAUAAUAUUAUACAGGGAUGAUCCAGAUCUACAGAACCUAAUAGACUGGGUACAAGGAUCAUGGCUGCACUGCUGUGGCAUCCAAACACCAGACGACUGGGACAAGAACCAAUACUUCAACUGCACGUCGAUCUCAAUAGGAAGUCGCGAAGCGUGCGGCGUGCCUUUCUCCUGCUGUAAACCCAAGCAGAUAUGGGAAAUCACUAAUUACAUGUGCGGGUACGACGCGCGAAGGAGUGAUAAGAAGGAUGAUUGGGACACUGUCAUCUACAUCACAGGCUGCCUACAAGCCGGGGAGGAGUGGUUCAUGCAGAAUCUGAUGUUCGUAGCGGGAAUAGCUGUCGGGAUCGCAGUCCUGCAGAUCAUGGGCAUCUGCUUUGCGCAAAAUCUUCGGGCUGACAUCUUCGCACAGAAGGCAAAGUGGCGUCAUUGAUGAAGGUCACAUGUAGAUAAGUGGAUCUUCUGAAGUUGAGCAUCCGCAUGCACUGUAUGUGUAUGCGUUGAUCUCCCCUGCGUGUGCCCAUGCACCACACACAUACAUGUAUUUGCUAUUGUACACACAAGUAUGCAAAUGUACCAUGGGUGAACAUGCACAUGUACUGUGUACACACGCGGUCAUGUAUUGCAUUUCACAUGCAAAUUGUAGAGCAUACAGAGUUUUACAAUGAUGUAACCGUGUGGGAGGAAAAUUGUGUCUAAACGUGUAAGAAUGAAUUGAUGAUGUAUAAUAUAAAGCUUCGACUGCCAUCGAUCGAUGUGAAUAUUAGCACGAGGUACAAAUGCGUGUGACGACUUCAGCAAAUUUUAACGUACUGAGUAGGUUUUACUGUUAAAUUGAAUUUUUACUGACGUUCCCAUGUACAAUAGUCGUCCAUAAAUGUGUAUUUUGUAAUAUAUAACGUGCCAUACUGGGCCGACCAAAUCGCGUACUGUGUAGUGGUGCAGGGGUGGGGGCGUGUUUCCCCCACCCCACGACUGAGGGUGGUUACUGGGUGGGAUGCUGAGGUGUGUAUGUGAAUCACUUGUAUGUGUGUCGAUCAUGGCUGCUGUAGGAGGAUGGUCAUCACUACACGGAUGCCAUCGCGACAUACGUGUAGAUGGUUUUCUGCUCGCGCGUCAUGGUUGUGACGACAAUGGCGGUGACAUCAAGUGGCGGCGAAGGAAGGUUGCAGCCUUGCUUCACGGAUAGUCGAAACCCUUCAUCGCUGACCGCUUACUGACCGCCGGUCACCACCGUCGAGCGGUCAUUACAGGGUCAUUCUCUCCGCGAUCGGCUGCUCCCUUGUUGUCACCCGGGCCGUCAGCCGCAUACGCUCCCUGCUCUUGCCACUCUAUACACCAGGAGGUGGUAGAGAGUGGGCUUUCGCUUCGGUGAAGUCUGUAGAGUAGGGCAUCAGGACCGAGGGAGGUGUAUCGCGGCGCCACCUGUCGGUAGGUGACGAGCGCUGACUGCAGGUUGUGACAGUGCUGCGAUGUGACGACAUGACGAUGUGACGAUCCUGCGUGGUGGUCACAGGUGCUGAGCGUACAUGUCCUGUUGUCUGUGUUGUGUGUGUGUGUAGGGGGGGGGGGAGGUGAUUAGGCUGGAUCCGUGCACAGGUGUGGUUGUCAUAGGUGUGAAAUCGUGUCAGCAGGCAAGUAAUAGAUGACAUUGUCCUCGCUAUGUGAAGCGUGGUGCCGCAACAAACCCGAAUGUACAGGGACGAUGAUGGCGGGGGGGGGGGGGAUAGGUAGAGAUAGUGAAGGAGAAACUCGAAGCUUAUUUAAUUUUAAUGAAAGUAAUGUUGAGGAAGGUAGAAACGUAGCGACGCAUGCCGAUGAACGGAGACGAAUCCUGUGUGUGAGGCCUGGACAGCCGGGGUUCGGUACAGCUCGGAUUUCGGGUGUCUCUUAAUGUAUUUCGUAAACUAUGACGAUGUAGAUUAGUCUCUGAUCUAGUUUAAAUAUGCUGUUUUAUAGACGCGUGUAAAUGCUGGAACACGCAGCUUAUAUUUUUAUUUCCUCAGAAGACGGAACCUGGGGAGUCGAAACUCGUCUCUCUCCUUCUCACCGGUCCAAUUAUAUUUCCACUGCCGUUGUUCCUGCGCGUAACUGCCAUUGUACGCGUCGUAUGAGGGUUGUCCGGUCAUUUUGUUAUUAAUGCCGUAUCUCUUACAUAUCUUUCAAUAUCUGCCACUGAUCAAGCGAGUCGUUACGCAGUUGCCUCUGUGCAUUGUCCAUCCUUGUUCACAGGAGUGGUUUCUUGAUGACUAAAGUUCGACAAGAUAAUAGGAGAGGGGUCACAACUACUGUAGUUUUUUGGGGGGUCACAGAUAACUUAGGUUGAGGGAGGGAGUAAUAGCUAAUAUAGUUUGGGGGAGGGGGCACAACCACUGUAGUUUUUGGGGGGUCACAGAUAACUUAGGUUGAGGGAGGGAGUAAUAGCUAAUAUAGUUUGGGGGAGGGGGCACAACCACUGUAGUUUUUGGGGGGUCACAGAUAACUUAGGUUGAGGGAGGGAGUAAUAGCUAAUAUAGUUUGGGGGAGGGGGCACAACCACUGUAGUUUUUGGGGGGUCACAGAUAACUUAGGUUGAGGGAGGGAGUAAUAGCUAAUAUAGUUUGGGG